Mobula hypostoma (lesser devil ray) is the source of this 9348-nucleotide messenger RNA. Its product is annotated as nuclear factor 7, ovary-like. Gene Ontology annotation, molecular function: ubiquitin protein ligase activity; zinc ion binding; protein binding. The record is from RefSeq and is a predicted model, not a curated record. Lineage: Eukaryota; Metazoa; Chordata; Chondrichthyes; Myliobatiformes; Myliobatidae. The transcript is spliced from 6 exons. Gene Ontology annotation, biological process: protein ubiquitination. Gene Ontology annotation, cellular component: cytoplasm. Bases 17 to 1432 code for a protein of 471 amino acids.
AGUAUCUGGGGUUAAUAUGGCUUCGAAAGGACAGGUCGAGAGUUUAACUGAGGAAGUAAUUUGUUCCAUCUGCCUGGAUUUCUUCACUGAACCAGUAAUCCUGGAGUGUGGACACAAUUUCUGCCGCUCCUGUAUCACACAGUGUUGGGAAAGGCAGGAUAAAAACGCCUGCCCGGAAUGUCAAGAGGAGGUUGCAGACCGCAUCCUCAGGGUCAAUCGGGCCUUAAGAAAUCUGUCUGAGAAAGCUCGAAAACUAAACCUGAAUCCGAAACAGAACAAAAUUAAACUUUACUGCGAGGAACAUGAGGAAGAACUGAAGCUGUUUUGUGAGACGGACAAGACACUGAUUUGCCUGAUCUGUGCGACUGCGAAGGAGCACAAAUUUCACAACUUCAUGCCGGUUAAAGAGGCCGUUGAAACCUACAAGAGUCGGGUUAAAUCUUCCUUAGACUCUCUCACAAAAAACAAAGCAGACUUUGAAGAAAUGGAGCAGCAACAGAAAGAGAAGAUUUUCGGAGUUCAGGAACAGUCACACAUCCUUCAGUCCCACGUCACAUCACAGUUUGCUGAACUGCACCAGAUUCUCACCGAGAAAGAGCAGCGCAUACUUAGAGAUCUCAGGGAAGAAGAGGAGAGGAUUCUAAGUCCAAUGGAGGAAAAUCUUCGAAAGAUUCAAAGGAAUUUAAAUUCUAUCCAGGAGAAGAUCUCAAGGUUACAGGAACAGAUGGAUCAAAAAGAGACUGUGGUAUUUCUCAAGGAGGAAGCUUCUCGGAAGAGGAGCAUCAGCGAUGAUUACGAGAUAUUGUCCGUGAAAAAUGGUGUCCUUCCGGUUGAACAAUUCGAUCACCUCUAUUUGUUGAACGCAGCGUCGAGAGAAACACUUGAUGACAUUAAUCGAGUCUCUGUCACCCUGGAUGUGGAAACGGCGAAUCCGUGUCUCGAGGUGUCUGAGGAUCGGAAGAGUGUGAGACGGACCGAGACCUGGAGGGAUCUCCCUGACACCGGGAAGAGGUUCACAGACUUCGCUUAUGUGCUGGGAUCGGAGGGAUUCAUAUCGGGGAGACAUUACUGGGAGGUGGAGGUGAUGGGGAAUCACUGGUGGGAUAUAGGAGUUGCCGCAGAGUCUGUGGAGAGGGAGGGAGAUGUCGUAUCGAGUCCUGAGACCGGAUUCUGGAUCAUCAGGCGGGUCGAUGACGAGAUCAUUGUUCCCACCACCCCUGGAUCCCGUCUCCUUGAUGAUCCCAUCCCCGGGAGGGUGGGAGUUUAUCUCAGUUACGAGUCUGGGAUGAUUUCAUUUUACAACGCGGAGACAAAGUCCCAUCUCCAUACCUUCACUGGGAAUAAAUUCACGGAGAAACUUUAUCCUUUUUUCGCGAUUGGAUAUGAAAACGAGUGGCUGAGCAUCUGCUCCGGUUCGGCUCUGGGUCUGUAAACGGGUCGGGUCCCGGGACCGGCGUCAGGAGAAAGUCAGUGUAAAUAUACAUGUUCGGAAAGUGAAAUAAACACGAUACGAGAAUUAUAGAUCCAUUAAUUUUAACUCGUUCACUGCAUCUGUCAACCGAACAGAAAUACUGCGGAUUAGGCGGCAGCAGCGGGCGGCGGGUCCUGAACUCCCCGGCUCCCCCUGGUCCUAAAGUCUACCAGUACCAUCAGGGUCAGUGGAACAUGUGGUGGUGCUGCUGACUAGAAAAGAGAGGUCAGGGUGAAUCUUGGUAAGACGGGACAUGUAGUGGUGGUAACACACAAAACGCCGGAGAUUCACAGCGUAUCAGGGAGCAUCUCAACAACGGAGAUAUCACUUUGGAUACUGUUGUGGGGGAUAACCUGGCAGAGGAAAGUCACCGUGGUCGGAUCUCUGCUAUUGAGACUGCCUCUGUGAAUCUGAAGGGAAGCCGCGAGAAGAGGUGCGCUGUGUGAUAGGGGAUUCGUCAGGGGAAUAGAAAGGAGGUUCUGUGGGCGAGAACGAGAUUCCCGGAUGGUAUGUUGCUUCCCGGGUGUCGGGGUCCAGGACAUCCCAGAUCGAGUCGUAAGUAUUCUUAUGUAGAGGGUGAACAGCCAAAUGUCGUGGUCCAAUGACAUGGGGGGGACGUGUAACAGGACCUGCACAGGGUGUUCUGAGAGUUUGGUGCUAAGUUAAUGGGCAGGACCUUCAGGGUUGUGAUCUCAGGAUUGCUACCCAUGCCACAUGCUAAUGAAGCCAGAAAUAGCAAGAUUAUACAGUUUAACACGUAGUUAUACUGUAGGCGCAAACAUAAAAUCUUUGGAUCAUUGGUCUCUCUUCCAGGGGAGAUGGGACCUGUACCACAGGGACUGCUUGCACCUGAACUGGAAGGGGAAUCAUAUCCUUUUGGGAAAGUUUCUUCAUGCUGUACGGUGGGGUUUUAAAUAGAGUUGCAGGGGGGUGGGAACCAGAGUGCCAUAUCAAUUAGUGGAGAAGUUGUUGAGACAGUUAUUGGUAAAACCUCAGACAAAGUCAGGAAUCAAAAUGUUGAGCAUGGUGUAACUAGUAUCCUGAACUGUGUAAAUAUCAAUAAAAGAAGUACCGUAGGAUAGAGGGAUGAGCUCAAGGCAUGGAUCAACACCUGGAAUGAUGACAUCGUGGCGCUCUGGGAGGGGUGUGGUCGACAGCUGCUGUGAAAUAAGAAAGGUCUUGCCACAUAAUGGGAUUAUAUUACAGACCACCCAACAGUCUGAGAGAUUUAGAGGAACAAAUGUGUAAAUAUCACAGACCGUUGAAACAAACAUAAUAUUGCUAUCGUAGGUGAUUUUAGUUUUCUACAUAUUGACUGGAAAUCCCACAUGUUUAUUGAGGACCAGAGGAUUGUUGGAUCGUCAAUGUUGUUCUACUGUUUAAAAAGGACUCUCAAUAAAAACCAGCAAAUUAUUGACGUUAGUUGUGGGAAGGUUAUUGGAAGGUAUUCUAAGUGACCAGGUAUAUAAAUUUGAUCAGACAUGGACUAAUCGAGGAUAUUCAGCAUAACUUAUUGUGUGGUAGACCAUAUCUAACCAAAAAAGUUACUACGAAAGUGGAUGAAGGCAAGGCAAUGGAUGUUGACUACAUAGACUUUAGCAAGGCAUUUUGACAAGGUCGCGCAUGAGAGGUUGGUCAAGAAGGUUCCGUAGCUCGGCAUUCAAGAUGAGCUUGUAAAUUGGAUCAGACAUUCACUUUGCAGGAGAAGCCAGAGAGUGGUAGUAGAUGGUUGCCUCGCUGACUGGAGACCUGAGACCAGUGGUGAUGGGUCCCUUGAUGUUUGUCAUCUAUAUUUAACACCCUGGGAAUGGUUUCACUGCUAAUGUAAUAAUCUUUCCGUAGAAGCAGUGUUUGGGUUAUGGUUUGAGAUAACGGGUGCUUUGGAAUGUAAGCAGUCCAAUGACCGGAGGGUGUUCGUGUGUCGUGUGCAUGACACCCGAGUGAUCUGGGUCUUUUCUUUGUGAUUGAUUUCGUUGGAUGGUGUGUGAUUGCCCUGAGCAUUGAACCAGUAGGUUGCGUGUUUAAGUCUAUGCUAAACUAUUGUUCGGUAAAGUGAUUACGAUACGUGGUUAUAGAUGCACCAGAGUUGAGCGGUGGUGUGAAUCCCCAGGGCUAUUGGUAACGAAUGUGUACUUGUUGAAUGGGGUAAAUAUACGUACUCCUGAUGAAUUGUCAAUUCGACUUUUAAGUACUGUUAAAUCUGAAGGCAAGGUUAUGAUUGUGAGGCGGAGGUUUGAUAAAAAGGGCGGGCACAGACUUUGUAUUAGUUCAGACUAGCGCUGACGUAAUGGAAAUAGAACUGCCUGGUACUUUUGGUGCUCCAGGGAAGGUGGGGUCGCGUGGACUGUCUAUACUUUCCGGGAGGAGGAGAGUGUAGGGCAGCGGGCCGAAUCGCAAGUCGAGUCUCCCGCAGCUGAGGACGGAGACUUCAAAGAGAUGGCUCUCUGGGUUCUGCGUAGCGAGGGGAAGGGGUGGUCUGAUUUGGAAUGUCUAAUUAUCCUCCCAGCGCGAAGUGCAUUGGUAGCUCCUCUUACCUCCCUAGCGAAUAAAUGGAAAAAUGCCCAGGUUGGAAGUCCCACCUAUGGUAGGCUCUGCCUGUUCUCAGGAAUGAAGCCCACCCCUAAAGGCGAAGAGGAGUAUGAGGCGGAACAGACCUCUCAGUUGUUAGAUGAGUGACAGUGCUGUAAUGAUGUAAACAAGAAUGAUUGGUUGAAAGUUCAAGCGGGAGGGCUGUUGACCUGGUGAGAGCCGUAAGGCGCAAAACCCCCUUGCUAUUUCUGCGGCCUACAUGCAAGCACUAGAAAAGGUGUUUGAUGUGACGGGAACCCCAGUGGAGCUUAUGAAGGGGUUUCAGAACAUGUCAGGAGAAGGGGGAGCAACUUUCUGCCGACAUCUUUCGGCUAGCGAGGCGGCUAAAUUGCUUGAGAUGCAGGGGUAAAUUCAGAUGGCUGAGGUGGAGAGUGAAGAAUGGACCAAAUAGCCAAAGGCGCCCAGUCCCAGAACCUGAUCGCUUGGGGUCUCCGACUGUCUCCUAAGACGCGCCCCCUCCCUCGUUUGUUGAGAUGAUCAGUGAAGUACAAGAGGAGGAGAAUGCGUCGGAGGCGCGGGAGGCAUCCGUCAUAAGGGUACAGUCCUCUAUAGUGGUCCCCCGCGUUGAAGUGACCACGGAUAGCCUGCCCCGGGGAGUGGUAGAGGAGAUCAUGACAGAGUUGAGAACUGAGAUGUCCCGGUUGUUAUGAUGGAGCUGAUAGGGAGGCGGAUCCUCUAAGCGGACGGACUAUGCAGAGGGCUGCUCGCAGCCGGGGUCCCGGAGAAAGGGAGCGGCCGGUAUUGUCUGUUAUAAAUGUGUUGAAUAGGGACACUUCGGGCGGGAGUGUGAACGAAGGGAAAUCCCUCGGAAAGUAACUUCCCGGGUACUUAAGCAGAGAGAGACGUUGGGAAAACUCUUAGAAGAGACCUGGUGUAUUGGGGUGAACACAUUCCCAGCAAUAUGUCAAGGAACACCCUAAAGCAAAGCAUCAUAUUCCUGAAGGCUUAUUGGUGCCAAGCUCCAGUGUAUCGCUACAGAUAGAGGGUAUUUAUGCUAUAGCCAUACUUGACACAGGUUCGCAGGCCACUUUGAUGUACCAUUCAUUUUACAACCAGUAUUUGACGCAUUUGUCAUUGACGCCACUCAAUGCACGAGAGAUCUGGGGUCUUAGUGCGGGUGAUUAUCCGUACGAUGGUUAUUUGUCAGUGAAGCUGGAGUUUUCGGAGGCCGAUGUGGGAAAGACUGAGGUCCUUGAUACAUUAGCACUGGUUUGACCGGAGCCUGUUGAGAAAAGCGGCGUUUCAAUUCUUGUGGGGACCAGCACACCUAUUGUGAGGAGCAUCAUGGGAGCCUGCAAGGAGAAAGAGCGAGCUUCCUGAGAACAUUGUCCGUUCACACGGCGUUUCAAAAUGCUUUUGAGGAAGUGCGUGGCUGCAUUGGGCCGGAUAACGAGUUUAAACGAGGGACUGUGUGGAUCACCCAGUCCAAGCCAGUCGUGUACCGGUCCGGGGAAGUAGUGAAAGUAAUGAGAGGAUUGGAGGGAGGCAAAUCCUGUCCCUUUGUUCAAAAAAGUUAGUAGGGAUAGUCCCGGUAAUUAUAGACCAGUGAGCCUUACGUCUGUGGUGGGAAAGCUGUUGGAAAAGAUUCUUAGAGAAAGGAUCUAUGGGCAUUUAGCGAAUCAUGGUCUGAUCAGGGACAGUCAGCAUGGCUUUGUGAAGGGCAGAUCGUGUCUAACAAGCCUGAUAGAGUUCUUUGAAGAGGUGACCAGGCAUACAGAUGAGGGUAGUGCAGUGCAUAUGAUCUAUAUGGACUUUAGUAAGGCAUUUGACAAGGUAUGAGUACAAUGUUUUACCGUUUGGGAUGAAAAAUGCUCCAGGGACAUCGAAAAAGAUGAUGAAUUCAGUAAUUCAGGGUGUAAAAAACACAGGGGCUUUUAUCGAUGAUCUGGUUGUACGGAAUGACACAUGGGAAGAGCAUAUUGCGGCUGUAGAAAAGCUGUUUGAAAGCCUGUCCAAGGCAAAUCUUACUGUGAACCUCGCUAAAAAUGAGUUUGGCCAUGCCACCGUUAUAUAUCUUGGCUAUUGUAGUAGGCCGGGGCCAAGGUUCAAGCUAUUGCUGUGGAUCCUGUUCCAACAGGCAAGAAAGCUUUAUGAAAGUUUUUAGGAAUGGUUGGGUAUUAUCGUAAGUUUUGCAAGAACUUUGCAGAUAUCUGUCCUCCCCUAACGAAACUCUUAGGGAAGAGUGAAAGAUUUCCUUUAAGAUAGGAAAUUUUCCACUCUUAAAGAUAGCGGAAUCAAAGGUUAUGGGGAUAAGGCAGGAACUGUAUACUGAUUGUGGAUGAUCAGCCAUGAUCACAGUGAAUAGUGCUGCUGGCUCGAAGGGCCGAAUGGCCUACUCCUGCACCUAUUGUCUAUUGUCUAUUUGUAUUGAGUGACCUUUGUCAGGAGACAACUGAACGCCUGAAAACUAUUCUGUGUUAUCAUCCUGUGCUCAAAGCACCUGAUUUUAAUAAACCAUUUUCGAUCACGGUAGACGCCAGUGAUGACACUGCCGGGACAGUAUUGUUGCAAAAGGAUGAUGAUGAAAGUGAACAUCCAGUAGCUUAUUUCUCGAAAACAUUUAAUAUGCACCAGAAAAAUUAUUCUGCUGUGGAAAAGGAGUUGCUAUCACUUAUUCUGGCUUUACAACAUUUUGAGGUCUAUGUUUGUCCUGCCCAGAAACCACGUGGUUUACACGGACCAUAAUCCAUUGGUGUUUCGAACGAAGAUGAAGGAUAAGAAUAGAAGGUUACUUAAACUGGAGUCUGAUCUUGCAAGAAUAUGACCUGAAAGUAAAACAUGUGAAAGGUACUGACAACAUCAUAGCUGAUUGUUUAUCCGGAUGUUAAGUCAGAAAUUAGGCCAUAAGACCGUAAGACAAAGGAGCAGAAGUAGGCCAUUCGGCUCAUCGAGUCUGCUACGCCAUUUUAUCAUGAACUGAUCCAUUUUCUCCUAUUUAGUCCCACUCCCCUGCCUUCUCACCAUAACCUUUGAUGCCCUGGCUACUCAGAUACCUAUCAAUCUCUGCCUUAAAUACACCCAAUGACUUGGCCUCCACUGCUGCCCAUGGCAACAAAUUCCAUAGAUUCACCACCCUCUGACUAAAAAAAUUUCCUCGCAUUUCUGUUCUGAAAGGGUGCCCUUCAAUCCUUAAGUCAUGCCCUCUCGUACUACACUCCCCCAUCAUGAGAAACAACUUUGCCACAUCCACUCUAUCCAUGUCUUUUAACAUUCGAAAUGUUUCUAUGAGGUGUCCCCUCAUUCUUCUAAACUCCAAGGAAUACAGUCCAAGAGCGGACAAACGUUCCUCAUAUGUUAACCCUCUCAUUCCCGGAAUCAUUCUAGUGAAUCUUCUCUGUGCCCUCUCCAACGUCAGCACAUCCUUUCUUAAAUAAGGAGACCAAAACUGCCCACAUUACUCCAAGUGAGGUCUCACCAGCGCCUUAUAGAGCCUGAACAUCACAUCCCUGCUCCUAUACUCGAUUCCUCUAGAAAUGAAUGCCAACAUUGCAUUCGCCUUCUUCACUACUGACUCAACCUGGAGGUUAACUUUAAGGGUAUCCUGUACGAGGACUCCCAAGUCCUGUUGCAUCUCAGAACUUUGAAUUCUUUCCCCAUUUAAAUAAUAGUCCGCCCGUUUAUUUUUUCUGCCAAAGUGCAUAACCAUACGCUUUCCAACAUUGUACACGUUUUGCGCAGUUAUCUGAAAAUUAUUCAUGUAUUGCUUCAAACUUUGUAAUUUAAAGUUAAGCCAAAAAUUUUGAUCCUUUCUCAAAAUUUUUCCCAAAAAGAGGGAGGUGUGAUGGGAUCCUGAGUUAUCCCUUAUGAACUGUGCUUUUAAAAGGAGAGUCAGAGCUGUACAGCACAAACACCUUGUUACUAAGAGAGAGAGAGAGAGAGAGAGAGAGAGAGAGAGACGAAGACUACUCACAGUUUGUUUAGAAUUUCUGCAAGGACACUGCCAGCUUCUGAGUUCCUACAGAGAGAGAAGACAGGAGCUACUAGAUGGACAGCUGGUGUUCAGCAUGGUGAGAUAUAUAGAAGGUCAGCUGGUAGACACACAGACACAUGAUUUUGGACACUGGAUGAGCUUUGCUGUGCCCACAGAAAGGUGGGUUUUUGGAGGAUCGAUCAGUGGCUCUCGCAGUGUGGAGAAGGUAUGACCGGUUGGACGUUAAUAGUGUGUUCAACCCUCGCCUGGGUUGAUAACUCCAGCACAGAAAACGGUCCCUUUGUUGUGGUCACAUUCGGUGACUUCUAAAUGAUAUCGGAGGACAACGAGAAGAAUCGACGGCAUCGGCUUACUCGAAUAACUACAACACCUCUCGCUCUCCAUCACUGCUCAACUAAAUACCACGAACUGAACUGAACUUUACUUAUCAUCGCAAGACUGUAUCCAGUCUAGGCUUGAAGAAGAUUGUUUUUUUAUAUUUCCACAUUUAUACAUAUCUAAUCUUUGCUAACCUGUUUGAUAUAUUUGAAUUUAUAUUGCUGUAUUGCGUAGUUACUAAUAAAUAUCAUUAGUUAACAGCAAUACCAGACUCCAGGGUGUUUUCCAUUUCUGCUGGUUCUUUAACCCAUUACGGGGUACGUGACAGGUGGGAGAGACAAAGAAUGUGGUAUGAGUGGAAAGCUGAGCCUGAAAUAAAGGAGAAUGAGGGUGAUGGCCAGAUGAAGAGGGUGGGGAGGAAGGGAAAGAGAUAGGAUGAUGAAGGCUGGUGGAUCCUUACCACCCGGGCCAUGCUCUUUUCUUGCUGUUGCCAUCAAGUAGAAGGUCCACGUGCCUCAGGACUCGCGCCACCAAGAACAGUUACUCAGGACUCGCGCCACCAAGAACAGUUACUCAGGACUCGCGCCACCAAGAACAAUUACUGAGGACUCGCGCCACCAAGAACAGUUACUCAGGACUCGCGCCACCAAGAACUGUUACUCAGGACUCGCGCCACCAAGCACAGUUACUCAGGACUCGCGCCACCAAGAACAGUUACUCAGGACUCGCGCCACCAAGCACAGUUACUCAGGACUCGCGCCACCAAGAACAGUUACUCAGGACUCGCGCCACCAAGAACAGUUACUCAGGACUCGCGCCACCAGGUUCAAGAACAGUACUAUCCAUCAAGCAUCAGGCUGACAAACAAAAAAGGGAUAUCUACACUCAUUUAAGGACGCUGUUAUAUUGCUAUUUCAUUCUCGUUAUUUAUUGCUAUUUAUUUAUAUUUGCACAGUUAUUUACUGUUUAUGGUUCCGGACGUUUAUAGUCACUGUUUUAUAAGUUUGCUAAGUAUACUCACAGAAAAGGAAAUUCGGGG